Messenger RNA from Thermochaetoides thermophila DSM 1495, 2604 nucleotides. RefSeq names its product dolichol kinase-like protein. Gene Ontology annotation, cellular component: endoplasmic reticulum membrane. The transcript is spliced from 2 exons. Lineage: Eukaryota; Fungi; Ascomycota; Sordariomycetes; Sordariales; Chaetomiaceae. The record is from RefSeq and is a predicted model, not a curated record. Gene Ontology annotation, molecular function: dolichol kinase activity. Gene Ontology annotation, biological process: dolichyl monophosphate biosynthetic process. Bases 1 to 2604 code for a protein of 867 amino acids.
AUGACAGACGACCGGACUUCAUCCGUUACGAGCUCCUCCAGUACCGAUUCCUCUCCUGCUCUACCAGCGACUGACGCCCCUCCUGAACGCAUCCCCUCGCGCUCCUCACAACCUUACCACCGCGGCUCAUUCUCCAACAUUACCAUGCCCCAGUUCGCGCGCGAAUCUUUUAUGCCAAGCGAAAGUGGCACCGAAGCAGACGACGAGCAUGUGCCGAAAGGCUUACCGGUGCCGCGUUCCCGUCACCAUGGCAAGAGCGUAUUAGCCCUCGGUGGUAAGGCCGAGGUGGUAUCGGAAUCAUCCACUUCGGUGUUGUCGCCUGAUGUGUUGGAGGAGGAAGGGAGGGUAAGGAAAAAGCAAAACGGGGGGAUGGAUAGGGAAAGGAAGAGGGUUGGUGAUAGAGGAAGACGGCGAAGGGAGUUAGUAAGGAGAGCAGUUGAGGUGGGGUUAUUGGGGUUUCAGGCCGCAAUGGUUGCUGCGAACCCUGAUGCUGAGGGAGUUAUCAGAACUUAUUGGAGAGAACUGCUCUCAGUUGGCAACCUCUGGUGCGUCCUGAUCGCACUCUACCCUCUGAGACUUGUCUGUUGGGCCUACCGGCAGGGCAAGCUGUCGAGAACAAUCCCAAUCCGCAUUCCAGCCUCAUUUGACCUUGCGCCGAUGCUCUACCCGCAAAUUAUCCCUGUCCUCAUCUCCCUCCUGGUGGCGCAUAACCUCCAGGGCGUCGUUCUGCCCAGCCUGGUGCUCAGCAUCAGCGCCCUUCCGAGGCCGCUGAUCCCGACAGCGCGUCCUUGGGAAACAUUCAGUAACAUGCAGUGGCUGCUGUCUUGUCUACCUUUUUCCCUACAUAAGCUGGGCUUUGGGUCGCCGCAUGAUGGAGAGCAGGAGAUCGCGCCCGAGAUUCUGGCUCUGCUCUAUCCCUUACAUCAGACGCUAUGCCUGAUCUUGCUAUAUUUGACUACGACCAGCUUGCUCGUCUCAGAGGUUCAUCUUCUAUCAAUUGGACUGAUCCAUCUACUAUUGUUUGCCCGCUCCCCUCAGGCAGUCAUCCUGAGGGCCAUUCUCUGGGGCGGCGGUCUCGGUCUGCUCGUCUCAUGCAGCCAUGUCAUUCGCUGGGGCAUUACUCUGGCCCGCAUUCCCAAAUGGCGGUUCAGAAAAGCCCCGUCCGAUGAACCAGCCUUAGCCGAACUCUUCAGGGAACUUUUGUCCCUCCUCCGGCCGCGCACAUCUUCAAAGACCUCCCGCUUAAAUCUCGAAUCGGACUACUCGACAGACGAAGACGAAAUUCUCCUUUCCCAUCCUGCACACACCUGUCCUGUCCCCGACCGGCCCCCUUCCAACCACGCCACGACUCCCUCCGGCCGACGCAAACGUGCUCCCUCAGCCAGCCUGCGCGCGUUCUUCUCGCUCACCUACGAGCAGUCAGUUACCCGACGCUGGCUUUAUGCCGGCUACGUCUACGCCUGCACACUCGUGAUCGCCUUCCUCGUCGUACGUCCACACAUCCAGACGUACGCCCUGGGAGGUCGGGAACCCCUCGGCUGGGCAGUGGGCUAUUUCCUCGGAGAUUGGCCACAGUUCCGGUUCUGGGCUGUCAAGGGCAACUGGGAACGGUGGAUUUCCCUCCCCCCUCUGCGAGACGACAUCGAGAAAGGGUUGCUCUGUGAAGGAACAGGCUGGGUUAACCGCUUGCGCAUGACUUUCCUCGGACCGGCACACACCAGGCUCGCCAUCUCCGCGUACUACCUUAUCCUCAUCACUUUUGCGCUCUCCCUCCUUCUUCUCCACCUAGCCCGUAAAUCCGUCUGCGGUUCCGACGUCGACACCCGCCGCAAGGUCUUCCACUUCCUCACCGUUUUCAUGUUCCUUCCCACUCUGUACAUCGACCCUACGUUUGUCGCCCUCGCGAUGGCUGUUGUCUUGGGUAUAUUCCUCUUGCUUGAUCUACUUCGCGCAAGCCAACUUCCUCCCCUUUCAAAACCUAUCGCUCACUUUGUUGAGCCGUUCGUCGACGGCCGAGACUUGAGAGGACCCGUGGUCGUGUCGCACAUCUUUCUAUUAGUUGGCUGCGCCGUGCCGGUGUGGCUUUCCCUGGCUUCGCUGCCCCGUUCAGCGUCGAACAAUGAGGAGGAUCCGUGGAAGGGAUGGGAGCUAUCCUCUCGUGAGGUUGCUCUUGUUGCCGGAGUGGUGUGUGUCGGGUUGGGUGACGCAGCGGCAUCGCUUGUGGGGAGGAGAUGGGGGAAGACGAAGUGGUUGUGGGGAGGGGGGAAGAGUGUUGAGGGGAGUGUAGCGUUUGCGGUAGCGGUGUUGAUCGGGUUGUUGGCUGGGGCAGCGUGGUUGCGGGUUGGGGGGUGGCCUACUGCUGUGCCGGGGAUUGCAGACCUGGGUAGUGGAGGAGGUAGUGGAAUGGAGAGCCUAAGAAGUGUGUUGGAUGUCAAGAGGCUCUGGGGAUGGCUCGGCCCAGGCCCAGAGGGCACAGGUGUGCUGGGGAAGGCUACAGCUUGUGCGACAGUGGCUUCGUUGACUGAGGCGGUGUUGACGGGGGGUAAUGAUAAUGUGGUUGUGCCGGUGGUGUUGUGGGAAUGUGUAAAGGCGUUGGCGGUAUAA